UUUGCCCCGGAUACGGUGAUUUCAGGGGUGAUGAGGCAGACAGCUGCAGGGUGUGACUGUCUGGCUUCUCCACCAGCUCCUGGCUAUGCAGGCAUCUCAAAGGUCUCCUUGCAGAGGGUGGCUCUUGUUGCCUGUAGCAGAAAGGACACUGACUUGUCCAGAAGCUGCGGUAAUGAGCAUCCUGGAACAGUUCUGGGGAUUUGGUUCUACCUGUGUUCUGCAGUUCUAGUUCAUGUUGGGCUGCUAGAGAAGCAAAGCAAAAUACUCUGCAUGUGUGGAAAUGUGGCUAUGAACCAGUGGUUCUCUUCCCUAGUUAAUUUUCGCUUGUAGACUAACUUUUUGGUCUAAUUCUAUGCCUGGUGCAGGUCCAGCCCCCUCUCUGUUACCUCAGGAGCUCCAUGAUGACUGCGGAGCCACAUCUGCUGACCCCUUUUGCAGGAAGCCCUGGUGCCAGGAGCAGCUGAUGAGCUUGGCUGAACCGUGUGACUUUGUCUAGAGCUGUUUGUGUGACUCUGCCCUGUGCUUCCCAUCAGGCCUGAUCUGGGCAACCACAGACUGCAGCACAGUGCCUAUGAGCAUAGUCCCUCUGGGGCUGGUCUUGUUCUGCUCUCAUUUACCAUAGUUUUGUUCACAAGUUUUCUUUUAGCAUGGCUCUUUUGGAAGUCAAGUUGGUGAUAAAAGAGAGCCAACUAUUGUGAUGUGAGCAAAACUGAAAAACACAGUUUAGCCAGGCCAACUGGUUAAUGAAUUGCUCAAACAUGCUUUAAAACUUUAAUUGAAGAGUUAAUACUUGUUUUCCUAGUUCCCUUUUAACGGAUGCUUGUUCACAUUAACCAUAAAGUGUUGCAGCUUUUACAGUUAUCAUGAAUUAACAAAUUGUCCUUGCCUUUUUGUAGAAGCGGAACUGGUGGCAUAUGAGCAAUGUAUUAAAUAACAUGAAUUGAAGUAGCAACCAAGGCCUCUCAUUCUGUAUAACUGGUGUGUUUGAUUUUCUUCAUUUUCAAGAACAAAAUGCUGUUACCUUGACGUUUGCCACAUUAUUUUGAGAGACAAAGCUGUCGUGCAUUCUUUUGCCUGGGAGGGUAUCUGUCCAGUGAUAAGUUUAAUGAAACUUUACUGCCGCUUUUGUACUUUAGGGGUCUUUGCAGGAAGAGAUAAGAAAUUCAAAUGAGGAAGCACUAUGUGACAGUAUGGGAAACAGCAGCUUGGAAAGAUAACUUACAUUGUUAAUUUGUCCACAGAAAAGGGUUAGCGAUAAUGUUAAGUGGUCUGCAGACAGAAAUAGGAGCAAGAAACAGGAUGUAGAAACAUGAUAAAGGAAAAGCAAAAUGAGGUUCUGUUGGUAUGGCAUGGCAUUAUUUUGUGUAUAUGGUGAAAGCAGGUGGUAAGGAAACUUUCCCGUCUGACCGUUUGGGAGGGCACGCUGGCAGUCAGGGAAGCUCUAUUUCCCUACAAACAGAGAUGGGGACAAGUUCUGCCUGCAGCGCCUCCUGUAUGUCCCCUGCAAAGAUCAGAUUGUGGCCUCAUUUCUUUGUCGCUGGUGAUGAGCAAGGUUUCAGGCUCCGCUUGUUACGGAUGUAUCUAGCAUCUAGUGGGGAAACAUUAUUGAUUUUCAGGGUACUCCUGCUUUAACUUGCAAAGGAUUGGCUGAGGCCUUUGAAGUGUACCAGGGAUUAAGAUUGCUUUAGGAAAACUGAGUUUGAGUCUCUGUCCCUACAAGAGACACAUAACUCUUGUUUGUAUGGGCAGGUGGACCACCCUAACCUGCUCUGUGAGGUGGUGGUGAUUUUUUGACCCCAGUUAGUCCUUGUCCUGUGCUGAGGUUGUCAGAGGUAGCAGUAGCCUUGCAGUGUGUGACACUGUCUGCCUUCAUCUCAGAGAAGAAAAUCAGAGAGUAUUCCUCUUUCUCAGCUGGUGGGAAAGUGGGUAGAUGUGGUCUUACCACUCGGAAUGGCACUGACAGAGAUGCUUGUGAUAGGUUGAAGUGGCCCUGUAUGACUCUUUGCUGCUCAUCCUUGAUUCCAGGGGUUGCUCUUCCCAUAAAAGGACCUGGAAUGCUGUCCUGCUGUUCUUACGGUUUUGUACUUCUGCACCAUGUACCAAUGGUAUAAUGAAAGCUGUAGCCUUUCCUAUGAGGUGGAAGCUUUGCUUCCUUCUCUGUCGUUGGUGGUUUUGAGAUGGAGAAUUGACAUGACAUAAUGUGUGGAGCUGAACUGUGAAUUUUGAUCCUCUUCUUUAUCCUCUUCUUUAUCCUCUUCUUUACAGCAUCAGGUUUUUACAGGGUCAAAGAAGGAAGUGGUUUACUGGGUCACUUCCUCUUUUUAUUUUUUUUUUUUAUCACAACUACCAGUAAUAACCACAGAGAAAGCAUACAAACAGUGGGCAUUUGAUGUGAAGCUUUAUAUGGGAAAGGCUGCUCAUUGUGAACGUGCUGCCAGCGAGGCUACAGACUGACACAACAUGGCGAAUGCGCUUGCAAAUGCCAUCUGCGAGCGCUGCAGGGGGGGCUUUGCCCCUGCCGAGAAAAUUGUCAACAGCAAUGGUGAGCUGUACCACGAGCAGUGCUUCGUCUGUGCCCAGUGCUUCCAGCAGUUCCCCGAAGGGCUCUUCUAUGAGUUUGAAGGGAGGAAGUACUGUGAACAUGAUUUUCAAAUGCUUUUUGCCCCUUGCUGCCAUCAAUGUGGUGAGUUCAUUAUUGGUCGUGUUAUUAAAGCCAUGAAUAACAGCUGGCAUCCAGACUGCUUCUGCUGUGAUAUCUGCCAAACAGUAUUGGCUGAUAUUGGAUUUGUCAAGAAUGCUGGCAGACAUCUCUGCCGUGCUUGCCAUAACAGGGAAAAAGCCAGAGGCCUGGGAAAGUACAUUUGCCAGAAGUGUCAUGCCAUUAUUGAUGAACAGCCUCUCAUCUUCAAAAAUGAUCCUUAUCACCCUGAUCAUUUCAACUGUGCAAACUGCGGGAAGGAACUUACUGCUGAUGCUCGUGAGCUGAAAGGAGAACUCUACUGCUUACCCUGCCAUGACAAAAUGGGUGUCCCCAUCUGUGGGGCAUGUAGGAGACCAAUUGAAGGCCGUGUGGUGAAUGCUAUGGGCAAACAAUGGCAUGUGGAGCAUUUUGUUUGUGCAAAAUGCGAAAAGCCAUUCCUGGGUCAUCGUCAUUAUGAGAGAAAAGGCUUGGCGUAUUGUGAAACCCACUACAAUCAGCUAUUUGGUGAUGUUUGUUUCCAUUGCAAUCGUGUGAUUGAAGGAGAUGUUGUGUCUGCUCUGAAUAAGGCAUGGUGUGUGAACUGUUUCGCUUGUUCAACUUGCAACACUAAGUUAACCCUCAAGAAUAAAUUUGUUGAGUUUGAUAUGAAGCCUGUCUGCAAAAAGUGUUACGAGAAGUUUCCUCUAGAGCUGAAGAAAAGACUGAAGAAAUUAGCUGAAACUUUGGGAAGGAAGUAAAGACUUCAUCUGCUCUCCUCUUCCUUUGUGAAAAUCCUAUAGAUACUACUUGAGGGGGAGGGGGGAGUUGCUGCUUUGAGGCUGUAGUCAGACAACAAGUGCUGAUGCGUGCCUUCUAUCAACCCAGAAUACAUUAAGGUUCUCUGUUCUCUGUACAUGUGUGCUUACUUGUUGACAAACAGACCAUACUUCCAAAAUAAAUACCAGCUCACCUGACAGGUUUCUGACCAAUUAUGCCAUUGUAUGGAUGCAGGUGGUCAAUUCUGUACACUAAUUCUCUGUGGAACUCUUCAGAGAGAGAAAAUUUGCUUGUGAACACCACCUGUGAAAAAAAACUUUGCAAAUGCACCCAACUUUAGGGAUGUGUAUUGUCAUUUAUGUUAGUGAAAAUAUUAACCUUUGUAUUAAGCAUGCAGACAGAACUUGCCCAGCUCAAGUGAUAUGGGCAGGAAACCAAUAUCCUUUGCCUCAUGGAAAAAUUCACACUUAGAUUUCAAGCCAAGUCAUUUCAUUAAGGAGCCUUGUUUCAGAUGGUUUGAGAACCAUCAGAUUUCUAAAUAUAGCACUGUACAAAUGACAUACAUAAAAUGAUAAAAAUGAUAGAUUAUGCUUACAUGAUGAAUGUUUCUACAUCAGGCUUAGCAUGAGAUACUUAUAUAAAAAUGUAUUCCUAUUGCAAGAAAUGAGCAUACUCAGAACUACUUGAAUUUUGCUAUAUUCCACUUAAAAUAACACAUUAACUUCUAUAUAUGCUUUUGCAUUCUAUUUACUUUUUGUGCCUUAUUCUGCUGGACCAUACCUAACAGUGUACCAUUAAAUAUAUAUAGUUUUAUAUUUUAUUUCAUAUUUUUAUGCAGAAACUAUAUAGAACAUAUUUUCAAAAGAUAACAUACUUUGCCUUAAUUAUACAGGAUGCAAGAAGUAUUUUAUUUGAAAUGUGAACAUCUGCAUUUAAAAUUUAGCUUCUAGACUUCAUUGAUUUUCAGAACAAUAUUGAAAAUGCAUAUUUCAAUUAACUGGCAAUAUUACUUUUACACCUCUGAGUGUAAAUAUGCAAGGUUUGAUCCUGCUAGGAUCUACUUCUUUAGCCAUCCUCAAGGACUGAGCUUACAAAUAAUCAAAGUUCUUUAUAACAUUCAUUUAAUUGUUUUAUACUAUUGAGUUCUGUCCAUGCAAAUUUGGGGUUUUUUGCCCUUUCUUAUAGAAAAUACAGCUACUUAGGUCUUCUUGAUGGUACGAAGUAUGCAAACUUUUUUUUUUAUUUUUGUACAUUAGUGACUUAAACUGAUUUUAUGUAAUUACAUAACAGGAAGUAAAAUUUUCUUUCUUUUUUAUGAAAAAUUAGUUACUUUAAAACAUCUGCUUUCCUGUGUCAUCAAUAAAGGCCUUGAUAUUAAACUGUG
Sturnus vulgaris (Common starling) is the source of this 4841-nucleotide messenger RNA. It is a transcript of the gene LIMS1, whose product is annotated as LIM zinc finger domain containing 1. Gene Ontology annotation, cellular component: cell-cell junction; cytoplasm; focal adhesion. NCBI's taxonomy places the organism in Eukaryota, Metazoa, Chordata, Aves, Passeriformes, Sturnidae. Gene Ontology annotation, biological process: positive regulation of integrin-mediated signaling pathway; positive regulation of substrate adhesion-dependent cell spreading; cell-cell junction organization. The record is from RefSeq and is a predicted model, not a curated record.